Molecule: messenger RNA, 8256 nt
Organism: Triticum dicoccoides
Lineage: Eukaryota; Viridiplantae; Streptophyta; Magnoliopsida; Poales; Poaceae
Product: zingipain-2-like
Exons: 5
Coding region: 7099-8010 (303 amino acids)
Biological process (GO): proteolysis
Molecular function (GO): cysteine-type peptidase activity
Source: RefSeq, a predicted model, not a curated record
CUCUAGCCUGCCUCCUUUAUCCAAGGAACUGCAUCUGGCCUUCUCCAUGGCCACGGCUGCUACCCAAUAUGUCUUCCCGCCGGUGGCCGCUGCUCGGCCUCUGCCCCUGCGUUGCUGCGGCUGCUGACAGCAGUGCCGGUGGCGACUGGCCACUCCGGCUGCUACUCUGCGUGCGCUGCUGUGAUCUCUCCUUACCGCGCAGCCGGCCCUCACCGCCACUGGGGAUCUCGCCGGCGAGAGUCUCCUCUACGGCACCCGUCGGUGGCGGCUGCUCUGCUUCAGCCUCUGCCCCUGCGUUGAGGCAGCCGUGCGGAUCUGCCGGCUGCCGGCAGCAGUCCUGCCGGUGCCUUGCGCUAAUCUUCUCCUGUCGACAGAUGCGGCUGGGCUGAUCCGCCGGCUGCCGAAAGCACUCCCGCCGGUGCCCUAAUCUGUGCCCGCGGACAGCUGCGGCUGCGCUGAUCCGCCGGCUACCAACAGCAGUCCCGCUGGCGACCGGCUACUUCGAUCCGUCUGCUGCUACUCCCUGCGACCUCUCCCUCCCGUGCUGCAGGCUCUCACCGCCACCGAGUUCUCGCCGGCCAGAGUCUCUCUGUUGCCCCCGCUGGUCAAAAAAUUCCUCAUCUGCUCUGCUCGUCUCAGAGCUCCUGAUCUGUUUUCUCGUCGCGCCUGCCUUCUCUCUUGCUUUCUCUCUCGAGUUUUUUUCUUCAGGGAUUCUCUCUCGAGUUAGUGCCCCACCCACCACCAGCAGCAAUCAGUACAACUGUACAAAGAUGCGACCUCGUGUCGUUCUCGAGUUUUUUUUUUCUCGAGUUAGUGCCCAGCCCACCCACCACAGUAGCAGUAGUCAUCCAAAAAAAAAAGGAUGUGACCUCGUCUGUUCUAUUGCGUUUUGCGUUUGAGUUGGUUUCCCGUCAAAGGAAACACUCGACUCGGGCGUGGGUGCAGGCGUCCACACGCAACUAGCCCUAAUCCCCAUCUAAAAAAAACUAAACCUCAUACCAGCCGUGGUUUAACCGAACCGGGGCCCAUAUUAAACGAUAGGAUAGAUCUGCCUCUCAUCCCCUACCCCGACACCCGAUGCUGGAUCCUUCUUGCCGGCCGGCGGCCAUAUGCUUCUGGAUCUACAUGCACUGCCUCUCAUCUCCAUGGACUAUGGUGGCCGGCAUUUUCCUCUCGUCGUUGGUUCCGUCAACAAGCCGACGGCCACGAAUUAAGUAAGUACUCAGACAUAUACAUACCGUGUCCUUUGUUGUGUAUAAAUGCGCGUAGAUCCAAACUAUCCCUUCCCUUAAGAAAAUAUACCAGAAAUUUCACAUUAACUACACGGCAUCUGUUAGUUUUUCAAUUCCUAUCUUUCUGUGGGCAUUGAUCCGUGGUAUAUACACAUAUUGGAGGCACCAUCGCUCGGGUUGUGCAACGGCCGGUGGCGAGAUCUACCUGCCCAAAUGUCUCUCGUGAUAAUUGGAUUCAAGCUCCCUCUCAAACACUGAGUUUCUAUAUAGAGACAUCCGGCCAUGAUAUUACAUUUUCAUUUAUUGGUUGCAAUAAGGUCCGGUCUUCAAACAGUAGGUAAUACUCUACUACUAUAUUUUAUUGUUGUUGCUAAUACUUGCUAGAUUUCUUCACAUUAUCCCUUUAAAUUGUUUUUGCUUUUACCUGUUUUCACUUUUGUUCUACUCUCCACUUGCCAUAGCCGGCUUUCUUUUAAUUAGCCACGAUUCAUUUUCACCUGUCGUUCAGUAGUGGCAUGUAUAACAAACAGAGGCGUGCAGUCAGCACAGAGGUAUGUUAGAUGUGUGUCCCUGUUAAUUUGUAAACUGAGUGUCCGCAUCUGGUUCCAAAUAGUUUGGUUGAAGUAAAUGUAUUAUACGUAUGCAACUUCCAUGUAAGGAUAAUUAAACUAGAAUUAGAAGUACUCACUAGUCAUUAUUAACACUAGCAAAAAUGCCUGUGCGUUGCAGGGAAAACAAUAUAUCAUGUUGCGUAAUAAUUCGAAAGCGUACAAAUUAUUGUUACAGAUAUAACAAUGUUGUUACAAAAAAGAUUGUAAAUGAGUCAAUUAUUCGCCCAUUACGGUGCAAAUGAUCUCUUAGCAGUAAAAACAACACAUCAUGUGCUUAAGACAUCACUACAUGUUAUGUUUCUUAAGAUAGGCCCAAAAAGUUGAAAAUAGUAUGUCAACAAAAUAAGAUAAAAAAAUAAUAAAGUAUAUGUUUAGUGACAAAUAUAUAAACUCAUAAAGGAAUAAAGUAUUUUUUAGUGACAAAUAUAUGAAAGUAAGAUACAUUAUAUAGUAUUAGUGCUCAUCAAUCUUCUCUCGCACAUCCCAUGAUGACUUGGGGACUACACAUGAGCAAUCAGUGGUUACCAAGCUCUCACACAUGUACUGGAUAGCAUCUUGGUCAGCUGGAGAUAAUAAGAACAGAAUGUCAAAACUUCGAAGGCAAAGAUCCAAAGAAGAAACAUACUGAACUCUUGAAACACAUCUUCUAUGCAAUUUCUUAAAUUGUUUCUCACGCAAACUUACCGUACCAAUCACUUCCUUUGACCGUAUCAUAUAUAUGCCACCUAUAGUCAUCUUCAGACGUCCAGAAUAUCUUAUCUCAGUCAGCUUGGCGUAACACACAGCCAGGACGGAUGGUUUUGGAGUCCUCUGAACCAUGCUCAUCAAGCCAUUUCUGUCCUCCACAGAUCGGAAGGCUUUCCGGGACAGGGAAAGUUCUGCAGCAAUCUUCAGUUGUUCAACCCUAGUAUCAAGGUACAACUAACAGCUUUCAGGGCAGUCAGAUCAGGACGAUCUCGAGAUUUGUUCAGAUUUGAUGGUUUCUGAUCAUGUCACACAGCCUACGUAACUCGGUGGAUCUUUUGUACUGCUUGCAAAACUAAAAGGCAUUGUGCGCAGCCAUGGCAUACAACGCUUGAAGCUUGGAGUUGUUCCUCAACACCUCCAGCGCCGUCAUGUAUGUGUCCCACAGAAACUUGAGCCAUGGAGUGUCAGAUCGGCCCUUCCCGCUGACGUAACUGAGCAUUAGGUCCUCUGGUGCUUCCAGAUCAUGGACAUUGAGAGCCUGUGCCUGGUGAUUCAUGGCCGCCUCCCCAGCUUUCUUGUUGGACAGAUGCAUGAAGUGUUUGACAACCUCCUCCAGAGUCGACACAUUGUUGAGUUCCUGCUGGCAGACGAUUCUGGAGUACUGAAUGAGGCCGUCCUUGGCGAAUCUGCCUUUCCUCAGAUCCACGCACAGCUCCAUGUACCUCUUCAUGACCUUCUCAAGAGGCUUCUGCCAUGACCAGCAUCUUUUUGACGUGAUGAGAUCGUGCAGCGCUGCAGGCGCUGCCGGCUUCUGCCCGACGUGGAUCAACUCAUCUGCUUUCUUCAGAGCGCUCGAGCAGAGGGACGCGAGGGGGUGGCGAAGGAUACGCGAGGGGGCGCGAGGGAGCAACCGAUGGCUGGCGGAGGGAGGCGAGGGGGACGUGAAGGACAGGCGAGGGGACGCGGGGAAGCGACCAACGGCUAGCGACGGAUUGGUGUUUGUGCAGGGGUUGGGGGAAAAUCAUGCUGGUGGCUCGUUCGACAACCAGGGACGAAUCCUUUUUCUCACCUAGCGGUGGCAGAAGCUUUGUAAAUUCUGCGACAUGAACCGUGGGUUUAUUUCCAUAAAAGUCAAGGACACUUUUGCAAAAACACCGCGACGGUGAACCCGACAGACUCAAUCCGUGAUUUAUUAUUAGGGAAAGAUUUUGAGUUUAAUGUUCUAUCUAUUUAUAACUAUCAAAUUUCUUUAAAACACAUCUGAGCAAAAAGUACAACAAUUAUGUUGGCGUGUAAAGUUUCGUAUCGGUUUCCUUUGCUGUUUGUCACAAAUACAAAUGUUUGUCACAAAUACAAAAUUGCAUUUAAUUGCUACUACUUGUUAUAUUUGUGUGUGCCACAUUCCAACGGGUUUUCUUUGAUUAUUUUUUGGUCUAACAUUGUAUACUGUUGUAAGUAGUAUUUUUUUUUACUAAAAUGUUAGAAAUUGAUAUCCAAAUUUAAUUGGUGUUGCUACACCCAACUCAUUUAAAAUAUUAUGUUUUUUCAGUUGGUUUCAUCUUUGAACUUAUGUCAUGUUCACGAUAAUUUCCUAGGGAAAAAUAAUAUUAUUCCUUGAUUCCUACAAAAUCCAUUUCUUGUGCGUUUGUAAGAGAUAUAGUUAUAGGCAUUCCAUUGGAUUGAAAAUGAUCUUCUUUGGCUUAACAUUAAUUUCACGGAUGCAAACAUCCAUUUGCCCUCUCGCUUCCAUAAAAUUUGAGCGGUAACAUGUUGUAAGGUGCCGAAGUGUUAGGUUUAGCUAACACACAUGAAAUUGGGGGGAAAUUGAAAUUUUGACUAAGAAUAUCAUCUUAGUUAUUCAAAUUUAAUAUUUCUAUGAAUCCUAUAAUUGUUUUCUUGAUUUACAUAGGGUUAGUGCUUUUGAUGUCCAAAACAUUACUUUUUGUGAUAUGGAGGGAGUAAUGAUCUUUGUUGUCCUUUAUUCUGAUUUCUGGAUGUCAUAGGUCUCUCCGAGCUUCGUUUGAUUCGUCUUUGUCUACCUACCUUCAACUGCACAUGACAGUCUCAAUUUUUUCUCCAUCUACUUCGUCUCUCUCGAUUCCUCCUUCCUUCAGUUUGUUUGUUCAUCGUGCUGAUUGGUUACAUAUAGUGAUGGCGGUUGGUUAUAUAUUUUAUGGCGGUGGAUGAAACAUUAUUUGGAAUACCCCGUAAAGAAACCAGCCGCACGAAGGAGAAAUAAAUCAUUGGUGAGUUUUUUUAAUUAUGGUACCUUGAGUAGGUACACAUUUGAGUUGUGGCUACCAUUUCUUCAGAUGAUAAAGUUUAUCAAUUUCCUUUUUAUAAAUAGGAUUGAGUUUAUCAGGCUAUUAGAGUUUUGUUUUCGGUCAUAAAUUUAAAUGGUAUACAAUAUAAUAUGAUUUUGACUAAUAUGAUAUAAUUUAUCUAGCUAUCGGAGUUUUACUUCGGAUCAUAGAUACGAGAUGAUAUGAUAAACCAUGAUUCUUGAUGAAUAUGAUUGAAUUUAUCUAGCCAUUGGACUUCUAUUUUUCUUUGUCACAAAAUAUGAGAUGUAAACUAUGUCUCCUAGACUAAAUAUAAGUCACAUAAUUAUGCAUGCAGCCAAAGUUUUAGAAUUUGAAUUUGUCUUCCAGAAUUUUGUUUAUAUCAUAUACCAUUUGGGAAGCUCAUCAUCAAUUCGUUGUGGUAGCAAUUUUCUUAACAAAAACAACAAGACAUCCGUGGUCAAGUUCAUUUGGAUUGGUGGUUUGUUCCUUAUGUUCUGACUUCCCUAUAUAUCAUGUUGUGAUACCGGUGUAUAAAAAAUGCAGUUAGAAGCUAACCCACCUUGUACUCCAUAAGAUCAACUCGGUAACAUGAUUUGUCCAUUAAUUUUUUUCCUCUAAAUUACCCAAUUUUAUAAAGUUUUUGUCAGUUUGACCCAUUUUCAUGUUUUACCCAUUAUUUUAGAAAGUUGCUCCAAGUAAUUGUUUGAUAAACACCCCCAAGGGUUUAGCAUGGACAACUAGACCCGAAAGCUUUGGGACCCUAUGUCGCUCCCUCGAGUGACACGGGCGCAGCACUAUCACCGCCAACCACCGCCCGUCCCUUUCCUCCUCAUCGCUGUCUACGGGUGGCACUGGGCUUGGUGGCGGUGUGGCGGCUCGCCUUCUCAUGUGCAACGCUUGAGGGGCACGAGACUCUCUGCUACGCGCGCAAAUCUUGUCCGGCGUGCAGCGGCGUGGCUGCCGCAAAUCCCCAACCCCACGACGCAGCUGCAAACCGGCAGUUGAAGUCCCUCCACCCCCCAGCCACCACUCCUGUUGCGUUGGCGCCGCUGCCUCGGCCACCGCACCACCACCAUCCCUUCUUGCACCACCGCCGCAUCCACCUCGCUGCAUCCCCGCCCAUUUAUCCACGUCCUUGCAUCGCAUCCCUGUCGUUCGCUUGCACAAGCCGCCACCUCGUCGCUGUCCAAUUUCGGCCGCCUCAUCCCCCGACGGCGUCAUAUUCCCUCGAUCUAUCAUUUUGGCCAUCUGACACCUCAUUCGGUCGCCACUCCACCGCGAAUCAACCAUUGUUGCCUCCCCAUCUUGUGUCGUCGCGCCGCCGCCGUGCAGUCAGGUCUUGGUAGUCCAUCCGCUAUGCCAUCGAGAUCUCAUGUGCCGAGUCGCGGAUGUGGCUCAUCACACACCUACGACAAGCACGAGGUCCGCACGUGCGUGUAUAACCACGCGGCUUGGAGGCUUUGUCGACCCUUCUCAUGGAGUACUUCUUAUGGGGUUUCAACAUUUUUGGUCGCUAAAAAUUGUUAAAAAUGUGAAAUGGGACUUGUGUUAUGUAUGUGUUUCAAUAGUGGGCUGCAAGGCCGGGCUGCAAGGCCCACGCCACACUCCUCUGAGUCUGCUAUAAACCCUAGAGCCAGCUACUCCUACUCAAGCCGCCGUCGUUCUUGCGCUCUCCUCUCCCAGCAAAGAGACCUCGUCAGAUCUGCUCCGCCACUCACCUCCCAGCUCUCCAGCUGCCCCGAGCUCGCGUAGUCGCUGUCCCCAGCCCACCCCACUGCUGCCUCCACCAAGUUCCCGUCCAACGGAGGUAGGUAAUGGAUGCAGAUCCAUACAAAUGGACGUACGAUUGGAUUUUCCUUCGUUUCUUGCAAUGCGGUUCUUGCUCAAGUUUCUGGUGGUGUGGGGGGCUGUCCCGUGCAGCUGCACAAUACCUGUCGUGGGUUGAUGUAGUACUUAUUUGUGUGGAGUAUUUAUCAUUCUGUGCCAUAAAUGUAACUGGAUCUGUAUUGUUUUACUUAUUAUGGAAAGAUAUAGUGUUAGGGCUUGUUCGGUUGACAGAGAAAUGGAGGGGAUUGGCAGGGAUUAAUGGGGAUUAAAUCCCCUACAAGUCAAAAUCCCCUCAAAUCAAAGCCUUAAUAAUUCCAAAUCCGUCCUUUGCUAUUGUAUAUAUAGUUUUCCAAAUUCGGAUCUGGUAGUAGCAUUAGCAGUAAACAGAUUCAUGUGAAUAUGUUAUCAUUUAUAACUGAUGGCAAUUUGUUUCAUAUGAAAUUAUGAAUAGAGAGCAUGUCUUUUGGGAUGAGGCUUGUUGCCAUGGCCAGGCGGGUUGCCGCCACCGCCACCGCCAGCGCCAGCCCAUGGGGGUUUCACCGCUACUCAUCCAGCGCUACCGGUCUCAUGCACCCACGGUUUGGACGGAUUGGCUCAGAUGGCCUUCCUGAGUCAGUUGAUUGGACAAAGCAGGGUGCUGUAACCCCAGUAUCAAGUCAAGGGGAUUGUGGAAGCUGUUGGUUGUUCGCCACUACAGCAUCCAUGGAGGGCAUUAAUGCCAUAAUGUCAAAUUGUCUUGUGAAGUUAUCAGAGCAGCAACUGCUUGACUGUGUUACCUGUUCUUCCGAUGGUUGUGAGGGAGGUCGUGUAGUUCCAGCUUUCAGGUACCUUCAUAGGAAUGGAGGGCAAGUUUUGAAUGAUGUCUACCCAUACACAGCUGAAGUGAACACUGUCCACAAAAGAGUAAUUGCACCUGCAGUAUCUAUUGACGGCUUUGCUUUUACCUAUGGUGGUACCGAAAAAAAACUGAAGGUGGCUGUAGCAUCACAGCCAGUGGUGGUUGCUUUAGGGGCAGAUAAGGCAUUUGUGGAAUAUGAUGGUGGUGUUGUGGAUAGCAAGAACUACACCUUUGCUGAACUGUCGACAACUAAGUUCAGGGGUUCAUAUAUUGGGCACUACGUUACUGUUGUAGGUUAUGGGAUAACAGAGUUUGGUGAGCUUUUUUGGCUUGUCAAAAAUUCACACGGGGUAGAUUAUGGUGAAGAUGGGUAUAUCAGGAUCGCAAGGGAAACUGGCAAGGAGGGAGGUGCUUUUGGGAUUGCCAGGUUCUUCGCGUAUCCAGUCAAGAAAAAUGGGAAGAAUAACAGAAGGUGCAUGGUGAGGUCUGAGGCUGAGCUGUAUGGUUGCAAGUGUAUUCACUGGAUAUGAUGAGCCAGAGGACACAUUGGAUGUGAUGAAAGCAAUGUGAACAUGAGAAAUGAGUUGAGCGUGCCCUGCAUGCAAGUUAUUCUUGUAAUAGCCUAGGGAGGUCGCCCGUGUAUCUUGUGGACUUAAGAAUCAUUUUGAACCUGAGAGUGCUGGGUAGGUGAAGUUCAUCGCUGCCUGUUAAUCUUAAGUGAAUUUCCUGAUGAAACCUGCUUGUUAUCUUUUAUCUCUUCGGAAGUAACAGAGCAA